AUGCCGCCAGGGUUAAUCCCGACACACGACUCGGUUGACGUAUUGUACCGCCAGCAGAGCCUUGAUGAAAGAUUGCACGAUUCGUGGAGCGCGUGUUUCAUAUGCCGUGCCGUGACGGCAGGGAAACUUUACGCGGGCCCGCGGCUAGGGGGUGAUAUUUUAGGGUUAACACAUAGGUCGCAGUUUCCAUAUUAUUGCCAAAGUAUUCCAAUGCAAACGGAAAUUCCAGUCAAGCCACUUUUGGCACAUUUUAGCCUUUCCUUUCUGUUCCUUCCCUGUCCAGGUAUAAUCGUGGAUCCUCCUCCUGUUCUCCAUCACCCCACCCUAUAG
Messenger RNA from Kuraishia capsulata CBS 1993, 330 nucleotides. RefSeq lists its product as uncharacterized. The transcript has a single exon. NCBI's taxonomy places the organism in Eukaryota, Fungi, Ascomycota, Pichiomycetes, Pichiales, Pichiaceae. The record is from RefSeq and is a predicted model, not a curated record. Bases 1 to 330 code for a protein of 109 amino acids.